AUGACCGGACGAGGAAAAGGUAAAGCCCAGGGCACCAAGUCAAAGACUCGUUCUUCCAGGGCAGGUCUACAGUUUCCUGUUGGUCGCAUCCAUCGCCUUCUUCGUAAAGGCAACUACGCUGAACGCGUCGGAGCCGGUGCUCCCGUGUACUUGGCUGCCGUACUUGAGUAUCUGAGUGCUGAGAUCCUCGAGUUAGCAGGAAACGCAGCACGCGACAACAAGAAGUCAAGAAUCAUUCCUCGUCACCUCCAGUUGGCUGUGCGAAAUGACGAAGAAUUAAACAAACUCCUUGCCGGUGUCACCAUCGCUCAAGGCGGUGUUCUUCCCAACAUUCAGGCAGUAUUACUACCUAAAAAGACAGAGAAGAAACAACACUAAGCGACGGCAACAACCAUAAAUACAAACGGCUCUUUUAGAGCCACCAAGUCUAGAAUAAAGUCAUGACCAAUCACGAUAUAAAUUUGUAAUCUACCCCCCAAAUAGUAUUCGCCGUCUAAGUUUGGGGUUAAUAACUCGAUCGAUACUUAGCCACAAAUAAUUAUGUCUCGCGGAAACUCGCUAUUUCUAUUUGUUUUUGCAUGGUUCCAUGUUGCUAGUUUUGUUCAUAAAUGCGUAUACCAAAGCAUAUUUAGCGCUAUUUCGGCUAUCGCAUGUAAGAAACAAACAACAGCAACCACAGCAUUGCUUGAAAACUGAAACCAGUCUUAGGUCAGUUUAGCUCGGUGUAACAUGAAUUUAAAGACUGAUGUGAUUAUAUCAUGAAAGUUGAAAUUGCGUUUGCUUUCUAUGCAGGUUUCAUUCGCGCUGUUUCCAACAGGUUUUUAUACGAACUUCGAGGUACAUACCAAGCGACAAUCGAACAACUUUCUGCUCUUUUUAAAACGAGUACACAAUUAAUCGCAUUCCUACCAACCGGGAACAAACAUUGCUGCUACUACUGAGCUUGAAAUGUUGUUUUCUUUGCCUAAAAAUUACAAGAGAUCGUCGUGAUUUCCUUCGGUACACAAGCUGUUUACGUAAAAUAAACUAACACAGUUAUAAACCGUCGUCGGUAACGACACAAACCAGCUUGCUCUCUUAAUUCUGCCACAACAACAACGUACAACAACAGUUUAUUCACUAACUAAUUAAAGACAAAAAAGCUUACAGUAUUGUAUGCCCCGCAAAGAGCUAUGAGGCUAAUCUAGACGGGAAAAAAAAAAUAAUUUCCCUGUAUAAGUAACGACUGCGCUGCUGUAAAGUCACUAAAAAAAAAAAAAACUGGCGUGGACGCACCCAGUAAAUAAAGCGCUGAAUCGAUUUCAGGUGUAUGUUGACUUGUUGAUAUGUAUAUAAACCUUCAGCAAUGAUCGUAAUGAAAACAAAUUCUCUUAUCACGUAUUGGUCAGAGCUUUUCAUACAUUUGUUGGCUCCUAAAAGAGCCGUUGGUUUAAGUGUUGAUCAGGGAUUACAGUGUAUUCUAACCCCCAAAACCGUACAGAGUACGUCCUUGUCGUUUCAGAGCGUAUACUACGUCCAUGGCUGUAACGGUCUUACGCUUGGCGUGCUCGGUGUAGGUCACGGCAUCGCGGAUAACGUUCUCAAGGAAAACUUUCAGAACACCGCGUGUCUCCUCGUAGAUCAGUCCAGAAAUUCGCUUUACACCCCCCACGGCGAGCGAGACGACGGAUCGCUGGCUUGGUAA
This is a messenger RNA of Porites lobata, 1684 nucleotides long. Lineage: Eukaryota; Metazoa; Cnidaria; Anthozoa; Scleractinia; Poritidae. The record is from the annotation of a GenBank genome assembly.